This is a messenger RNA of Oncorhynchus mykiss (rainbow trout), 1381 nucleotides long. Lineage: Eukaryota; Metazoa; Chordata; Actinopteri; Salmoniformes; Salmonidae. The record is from RefSeq and is a predicted model, not a curated record.
UUCAGUCCUACCGCUCAACACGCAGGACAGGACACAGACAGACAGCAUGGAUAUGUCUGCCCCUCUUCUCAGCAACUAUGGUGUUGGUGUUCAGUACCACUGGAGUUAUCCCAGUUCGGACUCUGAGUUUUAUAACGUCUCCUCUCCAGAGACCUGCAUCCUCUCCCCUUCUGCCUACAUGGACUUCUCAUCCUCCUGCCUGCCUCGGGGGACCGCCACAGAACCUCACAGGUCCACACACUCUGGAGGAGCCAAGGCGUCCGCUUCCCCAUCCUCCAGUGACGAGGGAGGACACUCCGGAGGGAGGAUUAGAAAGAACCGCUCCAAGAACCCCAGCAAGCAGAGACAGAGUGCCAGCGAGAAGGAGAAGCUGAGGAUGAGAGACCUGACCAAAGCCCUCAACCACCUCAGGACCUACCUGCCCCCGUCUGUGGCUCCGGCUGGACAGACUCUGACCAAGAUCGAGACGCUGCGCCUCACCAUCGGCUACAUCUCCCACCUGUCGGCCCAGCUAGAGCUCAGCGAGGAGGCUGUGUGUCAGAGGAAGGAGCUGAACCUCCCUGUGUCAGGACACCACGUAUCGCCUCAACAAGACUCUGUGGGCCUGUGCCAGUUCAACACCUCCUCCUCAGGGUACUGCUGGGCUACGCCCACGUACCCGCUCCACAACACUGGGAUGGAGAGGCACCCACUCAGCAGUGAGAUGGACACGUGUGCUUACGACAACAGCUUCAACUCCAGUAUGGAUUCGCUGUUGGAAUCGCCAGAGUAUGCAGAGGCUGCACAGUCAUGUCAGGUAUGUACAGAUUCAAUGUACAGUAUUUAGAUGUUCAAAUAUUUUUCCAUUUAUAUGGUCAAUGACAAGUUUUAUUGCUGUUAAUUUUGUUUACUCACAAUAAUUGGUAUCACUCAUUGCAAUUUUUCAGUUUGAUGGUUUUAAGGAAAUUAGAAAAUCUGUUUGAACCAGUAAACAAAAUAUUUUUUUUCUCCUUCAGAUAUACAGAAAAGAUGUCCACUAUCAGAACAUUCCUCAAGACUUCUGGAUGUAACAGACGUCCUCAUCAAGAGAAUCUACUGUCCAGUCAUAGACGUUUACUUUGAUCUACAGAGUAUUUAUAUGUUAAUAUAACUAAUUUCUAUUAUUUCCAAAUUCUAGAUUUUACACAACGUUCAUUGUAAAUACAAAACUUUUUUUAAGUGUAUAAUAAAAUAUGAACUAAUAACUAACUAAUGUGUCUUUGGCUAUUCCUGUAUUUAAAAGUAAGAGUUUUGUAAGUAAAUUAGCAAGUUUGUAAGUAAAGAAGCAUUUUAAGUUGUAAGUAACAGUAUUGAAAUGUUAUUAAUAUAUUAAUGGAAUAUUCUGUACUUUUAAGAGAAUCUA